Messenger RNA from Aspergillus caelatus, 2032 nucleotides. Its product is annotated as NAD(P)/FAD-dependent oxidoreductase. The record is from RefSeq and is a predicted model, not a curated record. The transcript is spliced from 2 exons. The coding region runs from base 676 to 1896 and encodes 406 amino acids. Gene Ontology annotation, molecular function: oxidoreductase activity. NCBI's taxonomy places the organism in Eukaryota, Fungi, Ascomycota, Eurotiomycetes, Eurotiales, Aspergillaceae.
CAUCAAUCGAUUACCAUGUACUUCUGCACGUAACAAUCCAAUGAUUCGCUUCAAUCACCGAGGGUGCUUUUCAGCCCAGGUCAAGAACCAAAACAAUCAAGGAAUUCAGAUCCCAAUUCCUUCCUCAAAGGAUGCAGAAAUUAGCGCAUCAGGAUCCGCCCUAAUGCAUGAACUAUUGAUUCUCCGUCCUGCCGAUCCUCCUUGUUCUCGAUCUGAUUCAGCUCGCCUCAAUAUCCACUCCUAGAUAUCUUGACUAAAAUUUUACAUUCUCUAGAUUAAAGGGUCGUCGCGAACUAUUCCACAUCCUCCGCUAAUUGGGCUGUUCAAACCACCAAAAGCCCUCGACAUGCAGAAACAACAAAUCCUGCAUAUGCACGACCCCUCCCUUCAGUUGACCCCAAGGAAUACCGAGCAAUCCAUUGUUCUCCGAAAUGCAUGGACAUGCAAUGCGGUGGUCCUAUGUCGUAUCACUAGGUUUUUUUAGCCAUACAGUGGGUUUGCCUGCUCUUGGCAGCAUGCAAUGCAUGAUGAUCUUUCUCAGCUAGGCACCUAGUGGGCAUGCGCAGCUGAAUCCUGCUCAGAUGCUUUUGACAUUAUUUAAACCAUUUAUGAAUCCCCUCCCUUCUUUCUGCCGUCUAUCAUUCCUCGCCAUCGAGUAUUAAUCGCUCGCUCAACAUGGCUCCUAAGUCUCUUUUUUACACCCUUUUCUCCUCCCUCACCGUUGCCCUCGCGGCAUCCGUCCCUCAAACAGACUAUGAAGUUAUUGUCGUGGGAGGUGGCCCUGCAGGUCUCUCUGCGCUUAGCGGUUUAUCCCGUGUAAGACGCAAGACGGCUCUCUUCGACUCCCAUGAAUAUCGCAAUGCUGCUACUCGUAACAUGCACGAUGUGAUCGGCAAUGAUGGCACCGUGCCCAGCGAAUUCCGCGGUCUGGCCCGCGAGCAGAUUUCCCGGUACGACACCGCAACCUUCAUCGACAAGAGAGUCAACACUAUCGAGACUGUGUCUGACGAGGCCUCCAACACCUCGUACUUCCGCGCCCAAGACGCCGACGGCAAGGCGUACACCGCCCGCAAAGUCGUCCUGGGCACGGGUCUCGUAGAUAUCCUCCCCGACGUACCGGGUCUGCAGGAAGCCUGGGCAAAUGGCGUUUACUGGUGCCCUUGGUGUGACGGAUAUGAGCAUCGGGACCAGCCAUUCGGUAUCCUGGGCGCGCUCCCGGAUGUCGUCGGCAGCGUAUUGGAAGUAUACACCCUGAACACGGAUAUCAUUGCUUUCGUGAACGGUACGCAGACGCCGGACCAGGAGGCCGAGUUGGCGAAGAAAUACCCCAACUGGGAGGCACAGCUGGAGGCGUACAAUGUGCGUCUGGAGAACGAAACAAUCGCAUCCUUCGAGCGUAUUCAGGACGGUAGCCAGGUAAAGGACAGGAACGGUACCAGACAGAUUGAUAUCUUCCGUGUUCAUUUCACCAAUGGCUCGUCUGUUGAUCGUAAUGCUUUCAUCACCAACUAUCCCAGCGAGCAGCGGUCGGACCUUCCCAAACAGCUGGGUCUGGCUAUGCUCGGCAACAAGAUCGAUGCCACUACCAACCCUGGUAUGAGGACUAGUGUGCCUGGUGUCUUUGCUAUUGGCGACUGCAACAGUGAUAACAGCACCAAUGUGCCUCAUGCUAUGUUCAGUGGUAAGAAGGCUGCUGUCUUUGCGCAUGGUAUGUUUUCUUUCCUUUCACCUGCUAUUUCACCAUGUUGUUCGAGGCUGACAUGUGCCACAGUCGAAAUGGCUAAGGAGGAAUCUAACGCGGCCAUCGACAAGCGUGAUGAUGACUUGGUGAAGGAGGUUGAGAAGCGUAUGGGCAAUGAUAUGGAGAAGAUCUAUAACCGGGCCAGAGGACUGUGAUCGAUCUAUGUGAUCGAUGGCCACCGAUAGUUGUCAUCGCUGGUUUACGAGACCUCUUAUCAACUCUUUCAUUCUGUGAUAUACGUUUAACAGUAUAAUUUGAUUUUAAUCUAAAGGACGUUAGGUAUGACGUGGA